CACGGUUAGGCAAUAACCAUUUCACUUUUGACUGUUGAAACCAUCGCAAGCACCUUUUUCCAGCCCACCGAACGCACCAAUAUUGAAACGGAAUGAAGCACGUGCUCACACUGAUGGUAUUGGCCGUCGGUUGGAGUGCCGGAGACUCGUCGAGUUCAGUGUCGCAGAAAAAGCGGGAACUUCCUCCCGGGACCAGUGAAGCCUUCGAAGCGAACCAUAUCUUUGACACACAGUCCCCGGAAGCCAACCAGUGGGGCCAUAAGCAGUUGACGGAGGUCACCAUAACCAAAAAUGUUCCGGUGCCGUAUCCCGUGAAAGUCGAAAAGCACGUUGCCGUACCGGUGAAGAUUCCAUUCCCGGUAGCCGUCCGGAAGAAAAUACCGAUCGUGGUGGAGCGAAAGAUUCCCGUUUACGUCGAGAAACCUGUCCCAGUGCAAGUGGACCGGCCAGUGCCCUAUCCGCUGCCGGUUGAAGUGCCCGUUUUUCACCAGGUGGCCGUGGAAGUGCCCAAACCUUACCCGGUGCACGUUCCUGCUCCAUAUCCGGUGUACAUCCAGCAACCUAUUUUCGUUGAGAAAAAGAAUAAUAAAUACAAACGCGUCAAGAAGAACACAGUCAAAGUGCUACGGCAUAAGAAGAAUUAGUGGCUUAAUUUUGCAAGCCGUGUGCAGUUAACAGUGAACUAGUGUAAAUAUUUAUUUGAUAUGUGGAUAACAAGUAGCUUAAGCUCGAGAACUGGUCAAUGUUUGAAACAAGUAUUAAGACAAGAAUGAAAGUGGUGAGAUUCUGUUAUCUUAUUGACACAUAUGAGUCGAUUGUUCAUUAUAAGAAUAUAUAGAGAUGGCAUCAGUUGAGAUUUGUUUAAAUUUUCAUUUGUGCUUGAAACUUAAGUUAUAUUAUUACUAGAGAAUCCUUUUCCGAUGUAUAUGAUAGAAUCAGACCAGAAAAGUGUAAAUAUGAGUUAGAAUAAAUCCUUAAAGCGAUAUUCUUGCCUUCAAUAUGCACGUU
Molecule: messenger RNA, 1008 nt
Organism: Armigeres subalbatus
Lineage: Eukaryota; Metazoa; Arthropoda; Insecta; Diptera; Culicidae
Product: mantle protein-like
Exons: 2
Coding region: 93-644 (183 amino acids)
Source: RefSeq, a predicted model, not a curated record